UUUGGUAAAUGACAGGUCUGACAUCUGCUUCGACGCACUUUCCCAACUUCCCUAGUACGCAUCACAAAACGGCGAAUUUUUUCAGUUUUUAUAUUAAAGCAACCUCUUUCUGUUUCAAUAUCAUUCUUACUUGCUUUUCAUUCCCAAAAUGGGCCAAAAUCAGUCUCAAAUCUUUGAAGAUUUGAUCUCCAAUUCUACGUUCACAAACGAGGAAAUUGCUAGAAUUCGGAAGCGUUUUAAGAAAAUUGAUGCCAACCAUUCUGGUUCAAUUGACAGGAAUGAGUUUUUAUCCAUCCCUAGUAUCGCAAACAAUCCUCUAGCUUCUCGAUUAUUUUCUGUCGUUGAUGAAGACGGCGGAGGAGAUGUUGAUUUUCAAGAAUUCAUUAAUAGCCUCUCAGUGUUUUCAAUUCAUGGUAAUAAAGAGGAAAAGCUUCGAUUUGCUUUUAAGAUCUAUGAUAUUGACCGUGAUGGCUACAUUUCAAAUGGAGAGCUUUUUUUGGUCUUAAAGAUGAUGGUUGGGACCAAUCUUCGCGAAGACCAGCUUCAGCAGAUUGUCGAUAAAACAAUCAUGGAAGUCGAUAGGGAUUGUGAUGGAAAAAUCAGUUUUGAAGAGUUUAAACAAGUUGUAAGUGGCUCCAAUGUCACCAGCAAUAUGACGCUAAGCUCUUUUUAACCUUUUUUCUUUGUUAUUCGCUUAUUUCCAUGGUUUGUUGCAUAAACUCUUUAAUUUUUGGAGUUUCUUUUUUUUUUCCUCUUUUCAUUGAAUUCAAUUCUACUGCAUUCGAUUUAUUCUCCUAAUAUUUCUAAAUUCCUUUAUACCCUCUUUAGCCAAAAUGCAUGCAUCUUUUAUUUCUCACUUUAUUUCUAAAUGCUUCUUUUAAGUUAUUUUUGCACUAGCUGCGUUUUUAUUUCUGUGUCAGCAAGAAAGUAAAACCACCUUCUUGUUCUUUGUUACACGUAUAACUGUUUCUUUUACGGCAUCCUUGAACCUGUUGCGUCAAAUAUUGUUCAUGCUUCUAUCAUAACUUUGAUUGGGAUUGGCGAAGUUGUUUACACUGUUUAUGAUCGCUACGUUCUCUAAAAAAAACUCAGGUAUAACGGAACAGUAAAAAGUAUUUAUGUGAAAUGUUAUUAUUGCUUUUUUACCUUAGGAAUCAUUAUUUGAUCAUGCGCUUAGAAGCCAUGAAACCCAUUAAUAAAUUUUUCAUUAUAUCAUUAGACAA
Messenger RNA from Schizosaccharomyces cryophilus OY26, 1223 nucleotides. Its product is annotated as calcineurin regulatory subunit. Gene Ontology annotation, molecular function: calcium-dependent protein serine/threonine phosphatase regulator activity; calcium ion binding. The coding region runs from base 149 to 673 and encodes 174 amino acids. The record is from RefSeq and is a predicted model, not a curated record. Lineage: Eukaryota; Fungi; Ascomycota; Schizosaccharomycetes; Schizosaccharomycetales; Schizosaccharomycetaceae. The transcript has 4 exons.